AUGCUUACACCAACCUCAUGCAUAGAUUCUACUUAUUAUCUUAAUACAUCUGUUACUCCCUCUGUUUGCAUCAAAUGUUCACCUGUCUAUUGUUUAGAAUGUACAAAUGCAUCUAUAUGUACUAAAUGUGCAAGUAAUUUUUAUUUAUCUAAUGGUAUUUGCUUAUGUUAUUCUUGGACAUAUUUAACAACAUCUAAUACUUGUGCAAAUUGCCAUGAUUUAUGUUCUAGUUGUUAUGGUCCAACAAAAACUGAGUGUUUAUCAUGCAAAGAUUCUCAACACAGAUAUAUAAGCAAUAAUGUUUGUAUUUGUAAAAACAACUAUUAUGAUGAUGGAAUAAAUAAUAAAUGCCAAUCAGUUUGUGGCGACAUGGUUGUUACAGAUGGAGAAGAUUGUGAUGAUGGUAAUACCACAAGAUUUGAUGGUUGUAAUAAUUGUAAAUAUGAGUGCCAAAAAGAAUGCUCAAUUUGUGUUAAUGGAAGAUGUUCAGUCUGUUCUGCAGGAUAUGCUCUACAUACUACUAUGAAAUGGUGCUUUCCUAAAUGUGGAGACAAUAUAAUCACAGGUUCUGAAUAAUGCGAAGAUACCUAAAACUAUCCCAUUAGAACUUGUUACAACUGCUAAUAAUAAUGUUAACCCUAGUGCUUCAAUUGCUAAUAAGGAUUAUGCUAUAGUUGUGAUUAUACCUAAGGAUAUUAUGCAAAUUUGAUACUCUAUAGAUGUGAAACUUAAUGUGGAGAUGGAAUCAAAGCCGGAGUUGAAUUAUGUGAUGAUGGCAAUAUUAUUCCUUUUGAUGGAUGUCAUAAUUGUUAAUUUUAAUGUGAUUCUUUUUGUGAUGUUUGUGUUCUGUCUAUUUGUGUCAAAUGCUUAUCUGGAUAUCAAUUAUACUCUCAUACAAAUUAAUGUUUACCCAUAUGUGGGAAUAAACAUACAGCAUUCCAAGAACAAUGUGAUGAUGGUAAUUUAAUUACUUAUGAUGGUUGUCAUUAAUGCUCAUUUUCAUGUUAAGAUUAAUGCACUAAUUGUAUACUGGGUUAAUGUUAUUAAUGCAAUACACCAGGCUUUACAUUAAACUAAAAACUAUAAAAAUGUGUUCCUGUUUGUGGCGAUGGAACAUUAACAGAAUUUCAAGAACAAUGUGAUGAUUCUAAUUCUUCAUUUGAAGAUGGUUGUUAUCAAUGUAAAUAUGAAUGCCAAAUGGAAUGUUUAGUAUGUGCUACUGGUAUUUGUUAUCAAUGUCAAUCUAAUUAUUAUUUAGACUCAAAUAAUAUAUGUGUUCCUAUUUGUGGAAAUGGGAUAGUAUCAAAAUUUGAAUAAUGUGAUGAUAAAAAUACAUUUUUUGAUGAUGGCUGUUAUUAAUGUAGUUUUAAAUGCGAUGAUAAUUGUGAUUAAUGUAUCUUUGGAGUUUGUAAAACGUGCUAAAAUGGUUACAGUCUUAAUUAUAAUAAUAAAAAAUGCACUCCAAUUUGUGGGGAUGGAUUUAUCACUAAAGAUGAAUAAUGUGAUGAUAUAAAUUCUGCAGAAUAAAAUGUUUAAACAAGAUGUGUAAGUUGUAAUUUAUAAUGUCAAUAAGAAUGUGAAUUAUGUGUAUUAGGACAGUGUUAGAGAUGCAAAGAAACAAAUGGAUAUUAUUUAGAUUAAGAAACAAGCACAUGUAUAAGUAUUUGUGGAGAUGCCAUAAUUAGCUAAAAUGAAUAAUGUGAUGAUAAGAAUUCAUAAAUUUUUGAUGGUUGUGAAUAAUGCUAAUAUAUUUGUGAUGAUGAAUGUUUUGAUUGUUUAAAUGGAAUUUGUGUAAGUUGUAAUUAUGGUUUUGAAUUAAGUAAUCAAAAAUGCAUUUCAAUUUGUGGAGAUGGAUUUGUGACAAAGGAUGAAGAUUGCGAUAUUGGACUAAAUGAUAAUUUUAUUUAUGAUAAUAAAAAUAAUAACAAGGAAUGUGUGAAUUGCAAAUUAUAAUGUAAUGAAGGUUGUAAUACAUGUGUCAAAGGGAAAUGUUUAGAAUGUAAAAUUGAUGAGGGAUGGUAUUUAAAUAAUAUAGAUUAAUAAUGCUAUUCAGAAUGUGGAGAUUUGAUAGUAAGUAAUUAAGAAAUGUGUGAUGAAAUUUCAAAUUUUUGUAAUUAAUGUGUAUUAAUUUGUGACUAAAACUGUUUAAAUUGUUCCUUAGGAAUAUGUUCAUAGUGUUAGGUGGGAUAUUAUCUUGAAAAAAAUAAUUGUGUAAAUAAAUGUGGAGAUUUAAUUAAGAGUAAUAAUGAGCAAUGUGAUAGUGAUGAUUUAAUACCAUUUGAUGGUUGUUAUUAGUGUUAAUAUUCUUGUCAAACUUAAUGUCUAACUUGCAUUAAUGGUGGAUGUAUAGAAUGUGAUAGAACUAAUGGUUGGUAUUUAGACAAUGAAUAAUGUAAAACAAUUUGUGGAGAUGGCAUUAAAGCUGGCGAUGAAGAAUGUGACAUUGAUUUAAAAAUAGAUAAUGGAAAUAUAUCUUUGAACAAAUGUUUUGGUUGUAAAAUUACAUGUGCAGAAUAUUGUAAAGUUUGUGAUUAAGGAAAAUGUAUAUAGUGCUUAGAUGGAUAUGAAUUAGAUGAUGAAAAUGAAUGUAUACAACUAUGUGGUAAAUAAUAAAGUCAUUUAAAAUAAUGUGAUGAUGAUAAUUUAGAUUCUUUUGAUGGAUGCUUUUCUUGCAGUUAUGACUGUGAAGAAUUGUGUUAAAAUUGUGUUGAAGGUACUUGUUUAAAAUGUUAGAUCGGAUAUGAAUUAAACAAAAAUGGAAAAUGUGAAACUAUUUGUGGAGAUGCUUAUGUUAGUGAAGUAGAAUAAUGUGAUGAUGGUAAUAAUAUUGAAUAUGAUGGAUGCUAUAAAUGUUAGUAUUCUUGUACAUAAAAUUGUCAAACUUGUAUAAAUGGUUAAUGUAAGGUUUGUUAAAAUGGAUUUCAUUUAGAAUAUUUAAAUUGUAUUACUAAUUGUAGAGAUUUGAUACUUAAGUAAAGUGACUUAAAAUGUAUGAGUAGAGAAUGUUAACCUCAAUGUGAGAUUUGCUUUUAUGGAUAAUGUUUUAAAUGUUAGAAAGGUUGGUAUUGGAAUGAAUAGAAAUUAAUUUGUGAAAGUAAAUGUGGAGAUGAUUAAAUAAUUGGAGAAGAACAAUGUGAUUUUACAUCUACAAUAGAUUAAAUAAAUCCAAAAUGUAAUAAUUAAUGUAAUUUUGAAUGCCCUGAUAAUUGUUAUUAAUGUGAAUUUGGAGUUUGUUUAAAAUGUAAAGUAGGCUACUUUUUGAGAUAUAACAUAUGUAUCAGUACAUGCGGAGAUUUGCUAAUAAAUAAAGAUGAAGAAUGCGAAGAUAAUAAUUUAUAAGCUUUUGAUGGAUGUUUCUAAUGUAAUCUGGAUUGUUAGGAUCAAUGUGAAAUUUGUAUAUAAGGAUUAUGUGAAAAAUGUUUGAUUGGUUAUGAAUUAAUAGAGAACAAAUGUGUAUCAAUUUGUGGAGAUGGUAUAGUAGCUUUAGAUGAGUAUUGUGAUGAUAAAUAUGAUGAAUAGUUAGGAUGUUAAUAAUGCAAAUUUGAAUGUAAUAUAGAUUGUCUUUUUUGUGAAUAUGGGAGAUGCAUAUUUUGUAAGAAAGGUUUUGAAUUAAAAGGAUAGAAAUGUGAACCUAUAUGUGGUGAUGGAAUAAUAUCUGGAAUUGAAUAAUGCGAUGAUGAAAAUCACUUAGCAGAAGAUGGUUGUUUCGAAUGUAAAUAUUCUUGUUAACAUCAAUGUUUAACUUGUCAUAAUGGAUUUUGUUUAGAAUGCGAUGUAGAUAAUGGUUGGCAAUUAAUACCAUAAGGAUAAUGUAUAUCAGUAUGUGGAGAUCUAUAAGUAACAGGAAAUGAAUAAUGUGAUGAUGGAAAUGAAGUAAAUUAUGAUGGAUGUUUUGAUUGUAAAUAUAUAUGUUAAUUGGCAUGUACAAAAUGUUUAUCAGGUUCUUGUUAUGAAUGUAAUACUCCUGGAUGGAUAUUGAAUAAUUUUUUUUGUUGGGAAGUUUGUGGUGAUUCACUAACAGUAGGUAUUGAAGAAUGUGAUGAUGGAAAUGAUAUACCUUAUGACGGAUGUUUUGAAUGCAAAUCAUAAUGUGAAGAAGCUUGUGUUUUGUGUGAAUCUGGAAAAUGUUUAGAUUGUACUUUUGGUUGGAAGUUAAAUGCUUAGAAUAGAUGUGAAACAUAUUGUGGAGAUGGUUAUGUUAUACCUCAAUAUGAAGAUUGUGAUGAUGGUAAUCUAUUACCUUAUGAUGGAUGUUAUGAAUGUAAUUAUUAAUGUGUUGAACAUUGUACAAAUUGCUAAAAAGGUAUAUGUUUAGAAUGUGAUAUUCUUGGCUGGCAAUUUUAAGAAUUUAAAUGUAUUCCUAUUUGUGGAGAUGGAAUUGUUCUUGGAUAUGAAUAAUGUGAUGAUGCUAAUAUAAUAGAAUUUGAUGGUUGUAAUAAUUAAUGUGAAUUUUAAUGUCAUCCUGCUUGUUUAUUAUGUGAAAAGGGUAUCUGUCUUGAAUGUGAUUCAUUUCUAGGAUUCUCUAAAAAUUUUAAUUAAUGUGCUUCUUAAUGUGGAGAUGGGUUAUGGGAACCUUUAUCAGAAUAAUGUGAUGAUGCUAAUAAUUUUAAUUUUGAUGGAUGUUCUAAAGAUUGUUAAAUUGAAACUGAUUGGUUCUGUCAAAACUAAUAAUUACUUGUUAGUAAUUGCUUUUAUCAAAAAUAACCAAUCAUUCUUCUUGAUCUCAUUAAUCAACAAGACAAUAUUUCUACUAUUUAAAUUUCUUUCUCUACUAAAAUGAUGUUUACUACUGGUCAUGAAACUACCAAUAUGUUUUUAGAAAAUACUUUUAAUGAUGAUGAUGAUAAGAUUGCACAAGAUCUAAUUGUUUUAAAAAUCUAGGAUCUUAGUGAAAAUUAUUAUUCAUAUUCUAUUCAUCCAGUAGAACCUAUUAAAUAUGAACCAACAUUUGCGAUUUAUAUUGCAACAAUCGAAAUGAAAAAUACAAUUCCCAUAGAUAAAAUUAAUAUCAUCUGUAUUGUCAAUAAUAAGCUUAUUUUUUCCGAAAAUAAAACCAAAUUAAUUAAAAAUAUAGAAGAAAUAUAAAUACCUAAUUAAGUUUAUAUUAGUCAGGCAUCAGAAAAACUUAUUUAAACAUUCUCAGAAUUUCAGAUAUUCCAAUCAUACUCAUUUUUUGGCAUCUCUAUGAUAAGUAUUUUCUCAAAUGGAUACUCUAAUUUUUAUAUGGCUUGUGAUACCUUGUAAUAUCUCUAUUAUUCCAAAUAUAUUAACUUACCUUUCCCUACAAAUCUAUAACAAUAUCUAGAUAGUCUUAAAGAAUCAUAAAUAUCAAAUAUUGCAACAAAAAAACUUGGUUUAACUGUAAUGAAAUUUAAUACAUUAAACAACACCAAUUCAGAUAAUGAUACUAUGAUGCCUUAAGCUUUUGCCUAUGAUUCACUUUCCUAUUCUUUUUUUGAUAAUGCUUCAACCAGUUUAACAAUCUUUUCUAUAAGUUUUGCUGUCUACUAUUCAUCACUCAUUAUAUCUAAAAUACUACAUCACAUCACUCCAUCUACAUUAAAUAGUUUAGGAUCAUUAGUAGGAGGAUCAAUUCUUACAGUUAGAUAGAAAUGCACAAAACUUGUUAAUAAUUUUACUUUCUCAGGACUUAUCAGGAUAACAACAGUUAAUUUUUAUGAACUUGCCUUCUCUUCGUUACUUCAAUUAACUAAUGUGGAUUUCCAUGACACUUCUAGUUUAAUCAAUAAUAUUGGAGCUAUUGCUACAUUACUUUUCUAAUUUGCUUUUAUCGGCCUUUUGUUUCAUAAAAUUAGACAAAUUUAAACAAAAAAAACUACUGAUUUUAAAUUUUCUAUCAAAACAUUAUUUUAAUAGCAAGAUAACUCUAGUAAUCAAAAAGUUUGGGUUAUGCAGUACAAUACACUUUUGUUGGUUAAAAAAAUUUUUUAUAUCUCUGUAAUUGUAGGUAUGCAAGAAUCAGGACUUUAUUAAACUAUUGCUGUUGCUUUUUAAUCAUCAAUAUUUUGUGCCUAUCUAAUUGUAUAAUAGCCUUUUGCUAAAAUUGAUGAUUUAAGAAAAGCUUUAAUAACUGAAGCAGGAAUGUUUCUAAAUAGUUUAUCCUUUAUUCUCUAUUCAGUUCAGUCAUACUUUUUAUUUAAUUCAGAUACCGUAUUUUAUUUAGGAUGGAUCAAUAUUGGAACUUACACUAUUAUUGUUAGUUCUAAUACUUUAAUAGAUAGUUUUACUUAAUUCAAAAUACUUUACACAAAAAUUAAAAAGAUGUUAAAUGAUUUUAUAUAAUCACAACUUCCAUAAUAAUCAAGGAUUUAACCAAUUUUUGUUUGA
Messenger RNA from Paramecium sonneborni, 6348 nucleotides. The record is from the annotation of a GenBank genome assembly. NCBI's taxonomy places the organism in Eukaryota, Ciliophora, Oligohymenophorea, Peniculida, Parameciidae.